AUGCGCCAAGAUCGUCGUGGGAGACUUAUGGGGCUAACAUCGGGUAUAGCUCUAGGAGGAAUUUGCUGUUUGGGUAUUAUCUCAUUGCUUAUUGCAAGUACAAUUGUAUUGAGCCUUAUUUCUCUCUACACACCGGAUCAUAGCCAAGAAUGGUAUGGUGAACAUUAUCAAAUCAAAGCAAAAGUUUUGGAUGUUCAAAGCGUAGAUGGGUCAUUGAAUUUUACCAAUGCAACAGUAGUUGAUAGUACGCAGCUGUCUAAUUUGUGUGGUGCGCAGUACCGAAACCUAGGAGCACAGUAUUUCGUUGGUUGUCAUGCAACAAACUUCGUUGCAUUCGGCUCGCAUAGUAACUCGAAUCGCAGACGCCGUCGACGCACAGCUAACCGCGGCUUUUAUGAAGUUGGCGAAAUUAAUUUGUACUAUUCAACUUCAUGUCCACCGCAAACGAAUAGAUUGACAUCUGGCAACUCUGGCGUAUUCAGUAAUUGUAUUAAAAGGCGAUUGGAAGCCUGUAAUAAGCUCUGGAAUGAUGCAUCAUCAUGGUUACCAUCAUCGGGAUCUUUGGCACAGACGAUUUUGCCGUCAGGUUCUUCUACUUAUGAAAGCAUUACUAUAAAAAGCAUAUAUGGUCUAUCAAACUCAAAUGCGAUUAACGUAACGCAUGUUUGGAGUUUGCCGAAUAUAGAUCUAAAAUGUCAAUAUCAAGGACCAAUAUCACACGACGAUAUCAAUGCAAUUCUUUCUUCGCAAAUAAGCCCAGUAACUGAGCCAUCCUCUACAUUAUCAUCGAAUUAA
Adineta ricciae is the source of this 795-nucleotide messenger RNA. NCBI's taxonomy places the organism in Eukaryota, Metazoa, Rotifera, Eurotatoria, Adinetida, Adinetidae. The record is from the annotation of a GenBank genome assembly.